Messenger RNA from Trifolium pratense (red clover), 3165 nucleotides. Its product is annotated as pentatricopeptide repeat-containing protein At1g74750-like. The transcript has 2 exons. Lineage: Eukaryota; Viridiplantae; Streptophyta; Magnoliopsida; Fabales; Fabaceae. Gene Ontology annotation, molecular function: protein binding. The coding region runs from base 347 to 2998 and encodes 883 amino acids. The record is from RefSeq and is a predicted model, not a curated record.
AUGGUUGUUUGUUUCUAUAAAAUUUCCGACCAAAUAGUAAAUUUUUGCAAAAACCAAACUUGCGGCCCAAGUUGAUGACACGCAUCUUGUAAUAAAUAAAUUAAAUAAUUAAUAACGAAAAAGGAGAGAGAAAGAGAAAGAAAAAUGUACUAGUAUGUGAGUAAGGGCAUAGCAUAGCAUAGCAGCUUAACCUCAGUAUACAACACAACAUAGUUUGUCUCUCUGUUUGUCCUGUCUGUCCCAAUUUAUUUGGAAAAAGUCUCUCCCUUUCACGCCGCCGCCACCACCACCCUUCUCCGACGAUCCUUCUUCUAUGGUUCCACAACCCCCUUACUAAACCAACAAUAUGCAGAAUAUGUUAAGAUCAAAGCCAAUUAGUAACCUUUCUAGCAGUGCUCGGAGCUUUUUCCUUGGUGGUACGCGAUGUAAUGCACCAGAAGCCAAUUCGUGCACUUGCAAUGAUGACGAAACAUGCGUGUCAGUAAAACAACAGAGGAAGAAUGAAGUUUUACUUGCGCAGAAGCCAGCCUCUAUAGUAUCCAAAACUACAUCUCGGGUAGAAGGAACCUAUGUUUCAGUAAAACAGGCAAGUGGAACAGGUUCGCACAAGGUUGAGGGUGUUAAUCAAUCUGGCAGUGUACAACAAGUCAGGUCUACUUUACUUCCAUCAAGUAAAUCAGACACUGUAACAUAUUCUCGUGCGGCUGGUGAUAUUCAGAAUCAUGUUACACAACCAUCGCCUCAUGACGGUGAACAGUUUUAUAGGUCAGGUAUUGCGGCCGUCAAUUACAUUUCUGAUAUAGUUAAUUCUAAGAUUCCUGUAUCAGAUGGGAUGGGUAUACUAAACUCCUCUACAAAUUCUAUGGUUGAACCUCCCUCUGUCAUAUCCAGCAUCAGAUCUUCCAAUGUGAAACAAAUUAGAAAGGAGAGCUUUAUUGGUGUUCAUCCCAAACCACAUGUUUCUACUCAACCGGGGCCAUCAAACAAUACAAGUAAUUAUCAUGGUUCAAAGUGGAAAGGUGAUAAGUCAAAGAUAGGUAAAGGCUUUAAGCAUGCUGCUUCUUCUGGGAUGGAGAGGUCAGAGGUGGCUCCCAAUAUUCCUUUCAAUAAUCAUGACAGCAGACCCUUACCGCAGAGGACAAGAACUCAUUCAAAUCGAUUUGUCACUAAACUUGAUUCCAACAUACAAACUUCAAACUCACGAAUGUUGGGGUCGUUCAAGGAAAGCUUCAAUAAACAACACCCCAGGGAUAUGAAAUCAUCAGCAGGAAUUGCUUCAUCGAAAACACAAUAUACAAAGACAGGCCGCCGCGGUGUGGAAAUCGUUAAAGAUAUACUGCAACAUUUAAAGUGGGGUCCUGCUACAGAGGAGGCUCUUUAUAAUCUGAAUUAUUCGAUAGAUGCAUAUCAAGGCAACCAAGUCCUAAAGCAACUUAAUGACCAUUCAGUUGCUCUAAGCUUCUUUUACUGGUUAAAGCGACAACCGGGCUUCCGGCAUGAUAAUCACACUUACACAACCAUGGUUGGUAUCUUGGGGCGUGCAAGAGAGUUUGGUGCAAUGAACAAAUUUCUAGAACAGAUGGUCAAGGAUGGAUGCAAUCCUAAUACUACAACAUAUAAUCGUGUAAUUAACAGCUAUGGCAAGGCAAACUACCUAAAGGAAGCGAUGAAUGUCUUCAAUCAAAUGCAGGAGGAGGGAUGUGUGCCUGAUCGUGCCACUUACUGCACUCUCAUGGAUAUCCAUGCAAAAGCUGGAUUUCUUGAUGUGGCCAUGUCCAUGUAUGAAAGAAUGCAACAAGUUGGCCUUCCUCUCGACACUUUUACUUACAGUGUGAUGAUCAACUGUUUGGGAAAAUCUGGUAAUUUAGCUGCUGCUGACAGACUAUUUUGUGAAAUGGUUGAUCAGGGCUGUGUUCCCACUAUCGUCACCUACAAUAUCUUGAUUGCUUUGCAAGCUAAAGCAAGGAAUUAUGAGACAGCAUUGAAAUUAUAUCGUGACAUGCAGCAGAUUGCAGGAUUUAAACCCGACAAAGUUACAUAUAGCAUUGUAAUGGAGGUGCUUGGUCACUGUGGGUAUCUUGAGGAAGCAGAAGCAGUUUUUGUUGAGAUGAAGCAGAGGAAUUGGGUUCCAGAUGAACCUGUUUACGGUCUUCUGGUAGACUUAUGGGGAAAGAAAGGUAAUGUUGAGAAGGCUUGGGAAUGGUACGCAGAAAUGCUCGGUGCAGGUUUGCUUCCAAAUGUACCAACUUGCAAUUCACUCCUCAGUGCAUUUCUUAGGGUGCAUCGAUUGCCAGAUGCGUAUAAUCUUCUCCAAAGCAUGGUAUCUCUUGGCCUAAGACCUUCUUUGCAGACAUAUACUUUGCUUCUCAGCUGUUGUACAGAUGCACAAUCACAUUAUGAUAUGGGAUUUUGUUGUGAGCUGAUGAAAGUCAGCGGCCAUCCUGCUCAUUCAUUUUUACUGUCAAUGCCAGCAGCAGGGCCUGAUGGUCAAAAUGUGAGGGAUCAUGCAAGCAAAUUCUUGGACCUGAUGCAUUCAGAGGAUAGAGAGGGUAAACGAGGGCUUGUAGAUGCAGUGGUGGAUUUUCUUCACAAAUCUGGGCUCAAAGAGGAGGCCGGUUCAGUUUGGGAGGUGGCUGCACAAAGAAAUGUAUAUCCUGAUGCUGUGAAAGAGAAAGGCACCUGUUAUUGGCUUAUAAAUCUUCAUGUCAUGUCUGAUGGAACCGCCGUGACCGCAUUGUCUAGGACACUUGCUUGGUUUCGCAAACAGAUGCUGAUAUCUGGUGUUAGCCCUACCCGGAUAGAUAUCGUGACUGGAUGGGGCCGAAGGAGCAGGGUGACAGGUUCUUCACUUGUUAGACAGUCGGUGCAUGAACUGUUGCAAAUAUUCAGUUUCCCCUUUUUCACUGAAAAUGGAAAUACAGGUUGUUUUGUGGGUUGUGGAGAGCCUCUUGGUCAGUGGUUGCUCCACCCUUCCGUCGAAAGAAUGCAUUUAAUUUAGUUAUUUGCUUGCUUGUUUACACCCCAAUUUUGCUGUGUUGGACUGUCAUUCUAGCAUUUAACUAUUUGAUUUAUCACAGUACCCAUUAUUUAUCUAUUAUUAUUCUUCCAAGUUUAUGUAAUUUUUGAAUGGUAUAAUCUUAAUGAUUCAUUUCAAUGUUUGUUUCA